AUGCAGCGAAUCGGAUACAACGUCCAUGAUCGCCGGAGCAGCGAGGAGGAAAUUCGUGGAGAUCCUGCAGACGGACAUCAUCACGAUCACCACAAUCACCACCAUCAUGUCCAUCACCAGGGCAAUCGUCAUCCGGAGUCUGAUCACAAGGCCUCACAUGACAAGCAGCUGGCUAUACCAGAAAACAAGUCAAAGAUUAAGGAUAUGGACUAUGAGGACGAUGACGAAGAUGAGGACGAUGACGAUGAGUUGGGUGGCGGAAACCACGAGGAAGAGGACGGCUUCAACUUUGAGGCCGACUUGCUGAAUAACACCAAGUUCGCCGAGGCGGACUUUGUGUUCUUCAAUCGCGUCCCCAAGGUGGGAAGUCAGUCGCUGAUGGAACUGAUGGCCCGAUUGGGAAAAAUCAAUGGAUUUACCCAUGCCCGGAACAAGGGCAGUGCCCACGAAACCAUUGUGAUGAACAAGCAGCGGCAGAACGACCUUGUUGGGGAUCUCUUGACCCGCCAAAAGCCACACAUCUACAGCCAGCAUAUAGCCUACAUCAACUUUACUCGAUUCCAUCUGCCGAAGCCCAUCUACAUAAACUUGAUCCGCGAUCCCAUCGACAGGAUUAUCAGCUGGCAUUACUACAUCCGAGCUCGGUGGUAUUACCGGGAUAUGAAGGCCAAGCUGGGUGAUCAGGCGCCGCCAAUGCCCUCGGAUGAGUUCCUGAACCUGGAUCUGGACACCUGUGUACGCAACCACGAUCCCCACUGCACAUUCAACCAGGGGGAGAUCAAGAACGCAGUGGGAGAUCAUCGCCGACAGACGCUAUUUUUCUGUGGAAUGAAUCAAAAAGUGUGCAUGCCUUUCAACUCAAAGGUGGCCAUGCAGAAAGCUAAAAGAACCGUGGAGACUGAAUACGCUGUGGUGGGCACCUGGGAGGACACCAAUAUCACACUUUCCGUCUUGGAGGCCUAUAUUCCUCGAUUUUUCCGCAACGCCAAAGUGGCCUACUACCUGGGAAAGGAUCGUCUUUCGCGGGUUAAUCGCAAUAAUGUCACACGUAUUGUUAGUGACGAAACCCGAACCAUUCUCAGAAAGAAUCUGACCAAUGAAAUCGAGUUUUAUGAUUUCUGCAAACAGCGCUUAUACCUGCAAUAUGCUGCCCUAAGUCAUGGGAAGAAGUUCGGGGAGGAUGACUACCUGCUGGUACCCGAACAGCACAACAACUCUGACGAGGAGUAUUAAUAGGAAAUAGUUUCAAAAACAACUAACAAAUCUAGAGUUAAGCUAGCAACAAAUGUACUCAGGACUGUUUAUCCCUCAACAGAAAUAAACGGAUUAUAUUCUUAAAAAUGAUAAACCAUAAUACCCAUAAAACUUUAAGUCGAUUUGCUUUUUGUGUGAUUACCUUUCCCCAAAUCCCCAGUAUUCGAAUGCUUUCUGUGUACCUCGUAUCUCGCCUGGAGCUUUCUGUGUAUCUUCAUCCGUGUUGUAGUAUCUGUGGCUCGAUAUCUUUUCUACAACUGUCC
Messenger RNA from Drosophila ananassae, 1517 nucleotides. Its product is annotated as heparan sulfate 2-O-sulfotransferase pipe. Gene Ontology annotation, molecular function: sulfotransferase activity. The coding region runs from base 1 to 1233 and encodes 410 amino acids. The transcript has 3 exons. The record is from RefSeq and is a predicted model, not a curated record. NCBI's taxonomy places the organism in Eukaryota, Metazoa, Arthropoda, Insecta, Diptera, Drosophilidae. Gene Ontology annotation, cellular component: membrane.